UCUUAAUACAGCACACCUCCUAGGUCUGACGCUUUGACACCCCGUGAUAAUUAUAAUGCUUCAUGUCAAAGUGUUCUUGUGUGACCUUUUUUCAGGUUAUAUCAAGUACCAUAGAAUGCAGCAAUUUCUUCAGUUUCUAUAGUCCCUUUAGCUAUUACACUGCAUGUUGCAGGAUGGUAAACAGGCAUUUUUUAAGUUUCUUAAGUUCUGAGAAGACAUCUUUCAGACCCCCAAAGUAGCCUUUUCUUCCCAUGGGAAGAAAGGUAACACCCAACAUUCUAUUCCUCACACUGAGGACAGGAAUUGUUUUACUCCUGACUUUUAACAUCAGUGACACUAAUGUUACUGGUCUGAACUGCAGGACCAACAAAACCUUGAAUCUCUAUCUACUGGAUUCAAAUGUUUUUUUUGGAUAUACGCAGAGUGACUAGGAGCAUCAAGAUCUGCUCACCUUAAGGAAUUUGCUGCCAUUGUUGAUCCGAAAGAAGAAGUGCACUAUGUCCUGGAUCCAAAUCAGUGACUUGUUGGGUCUACACUGGGUAUGGUAGCCACUAUACAAGUGCUUGAAAUAAGAAAAUUAGGUUUGCAGGAUGUCUUGCUGCUCAGUUACGCACAGUGGUGUGCAUUCUGUGCCUCUCUUAAGCACAUCUUUAUUCAGCUUGCUCAGCUUUUGCAUCCAGGUAAUUUCACUGUGACAAGGAAGAAACGAAGUGUGAAGUUCCCUGAAGACUUUUCAAUUAACCUUCCUAAUCUCCUUAAGUUUAUUUUGCAUCACUCAGGUUUUUCUUCAUCAGAGCGCUGUACCAAGAAUGCCCACACAGAGACAGUUCUACAGCACGGACACAUCUCCCACUUAGAGAGGGAAAUCCAGAAGCUGAGAUCAGAAAUCAGUGCCCUUCCUCAGGCCCAGGAGCAGCUGGAAGCACAGCUUUCUGAAGCCAGGAGAGAGCAGCAGAAACUACAGCAGCAAAAACAUGCACUGGAAAAGCAGCACAAGACUCUGCAGCUCCCCAGCGAGCAGCUCCAGGCCACACACGACCACAAGAAUCAGGAAUUGUUAGAAAUGGCUGAAAAGCUUCAAGAAGUAGCUGAUGCAUCAGAAAACCUCCUCAAAGAGAACACUUUACUGAGAUUCCUGGUGGCAUCGAGGGAAGGGAAGCUACAGAGCAAAGAUCAAAUUAAAGAAUCCCUUCAGUCAAACACUUUCUGAAGAUAAUGCUGUAUCAGUUUCAACAGCUACUGCCACAUCAGAGGAAAAAAGGAUUGAUAAUAUCAGUACCACAGAGACAGGGCACAGUAGUGGAAACAGGACAGAAUGAUUGCUUACACAAAGUCAAAUGAUGCAGUAUUAGGUAGGUAUUUAUGCAAUUUUUAUUGAAAUUCAUUGUAAAUAAAGACUUCUUCCCCCACAUGAGCUAGAAAAAGAAAAUCAAAUGGAAUAUUUUUGUAUACUUGAACAACUUAUGAGAUACCCACAUCUAAAGAGAAGAGGAAUAUGGAAAGCACUUUCUGCAUUUUACUAUUGUGCUAACUUGCAAACACCUAUCCAUUUAAAUGAAAGAUGCUGAUUUUUAGGGGCAGCACCUCUGACUAAGGACCAGUUCUUUUUCACUGGCUUUCCCUUACAGUUGCUAGAAGAGCAAUCAGACCUUUGAUUUAUACUUUUCCAUUAUUUCAGAAGUUUGCCCUUUACACUGCAUUUUCUUGCUGAAUUUAUUUUAAAAUAGAGAUAUUUCAUCCAUGUAAUCAGUAAACUUGAAUGGACAAAGUCAUCUUGCUACAGCUGUUCUGUUCCAGCCCUUCAGCACUUGGUAUCACUUUUGUAUAUAACUUAUGACUGUCUUGAAACCUGCAAGAGCCAUGUGUGAACCGUUCUCUACUGAAAACUAAAGAAA
This is a messenger RNA of Columba livia (rock pigeon), 1895 nucleotides long. RefSeq names its product thioredoxin domain-containing protein 11. Bases 542 to 1210 code for a protein of 222 amino acids. The transcript has 3 exons. The record is from RefSeq and is a predicted model, not a curated record. Lineage: Eukaryota; Metazoa; Chordata; Aves; Columbiformes; Columbidae.